AUGGACGCGGAAGAGGCUCGCAAGGCGUUCGAGCUUGCGCGCAAGCAUGAUUCCUCCGGAAACACGGAUGCAGCGCUGAAGUGGGCACGUAAGAGCGUGGCCAUUUACUCGACGCCGGAGGCGACGACGCUCGUCACGCGCCUCGAGAAGUUUGGCGCACAAGCCGAUCCCACGUCGAGCGGACCGAGCAAGGCCGCCGACCCCAAGUCGCAGACCAUUUAUACUUCCAACACGACAAAAACCACGACGUCCAACACGCCGGGGGACAAACGGGAGUACACGGAGAAGCAGGUCGAAAUCGUCCGGCGUGUGAAGCGCGCAGGCGGUGACUUUUAUGCGGUGCUAGAGAUUGAAAAGUCGGCCCAGGAGACGGACGUGAAAAAGUCAUAUAGGAAGCUCGCGCUGCAGCUGCAUCCCGAUAAGAACCGCGCUCCGGGCGCAGACGAGGCUUUCAAGAUUGUCUCCAAAGCGUUCACGGUGCUUUCGGACCCGGAUAAGCGCGCAGCAUACGACCGCUUUGGCGGCGAUCCAGACAGCCGUUUCGGCGCUGCGUCCGCGUCCAGCUCGGCGAAUGCCUUCUCUGGCUUUGGCCAGGGACCUCGCAUGCGCCCAGGAAUGGGGCAAGAGGUCGACCCCGAGGACCUCUUCAACAUGUUCUUUGGCGGGGGGAUGGGAGCUGGUCCUGGCUUUGGCGCAGGCGGACCCAUGUUCACCUUUGGCGGCCCAGGGUUCCGCACGCAGUAUUACCGCGCAGGAGGUGCACGCCAGCGCCCUGCGCAAGGGCAGCGCCAGGGUAACAACAACAACCAAACCGGCCUGUGGUUCCAGUUGCUCCCUAUCCUUAUUCUCGUGGCAUUCUCGCUCCUGUCGUACUUGCCGACACUCUUCACGACGCCAGACCCCGACUUCCGCUGGCGGCCAACGACUCUACACCGUGCGCACCGCACGACGUUUGAGCGGGGCGUGUCGUACUACGUCGACCCUGUGUCGUUUGCGCGCCAUCCGUUUGUGACUUCGACACAGACUUCGACGCGCAAGGGUAGUACCAUGCAGCGCUUCUCCAAGGACAAGAGCAGUCCCGAACUACUUGGAUUUGAAAAACGCGUCGAGGACGCCUGGAUGAAGGAGCUCUACCGCCAGUGUGAGAAUGCCCAGGAGUACAAACGCCGGCGCCUGCUGGACGCGCAAGGGUUCUUCGGAUUUGGUGGUGACCAGGCCAAGAUUGCCAAGAUCCAGGCAGAGGUGUACGAGAGCUGCGAGCAGCUCGCUCGCCUCUACCACAUUCUCUACGACAACAUGGAGAUCGUCACCCGAUCGCAUCCCAGUGCAUUCCCGUCGGUGCUCCGCCAAAAGCGCCAGUUGGUCAGCAACGCGCUCGGUGACGACGGCGGCGCUGCUAUGGAGCAGGCCACGAUCAAGGAAAAGUGCCCGGGAUGCGGCAACGAAGAGAUGAACUUCCAUACCCUUCAGCUGCGCAGUGCGGACGAAGGCUCUACCGUCUUCUACGACUGCCCCAAGUGCGGCUACAAGUUCAGCCAGAACAACUAA
This is a messenger RNA of Malassezia japonica, 1548 nucleotides long. It is a transcript of the gene HLJ1, whose product is annotated as Chaperone protein dnaJ. The transcript is spliced from 6 exons. Lineage: Eukaryota; Fungi; Basidiomycota; Malasseziomycetes; Malasseziales; Malasseziaceae. The record is from RefSeq and is a predicted model, not a curated record. Gene Ontology annotation, molecular function: Hsp70 protein binding; nucleic acid binding; zinc ion binding. Gene Ontology annotation, biological process: cellular response to misfolded protein; DNA-templated transcription. Bases 1 to 1548 code for a protein of 515 amino acids. Gene Ontology annotation, cellular component: endoplasmic reticulum membrane.